Apis cerana (Asiatic honeybee) is the source of this 19316-nucleotide messenger RNA. RefSeq lists its product as uncharacterized. Lineage: Eukaryota; Metazoa; Arthropoda; Insecta; Hymenoptera; Apidae. The record is from RefSeq and is a predicted model, not a curated record. Gene Ontology annotation, biological process: autophagosome-lysosome fusion.
GUGCCACGUGACGAUCAACGUUUGUUUAUUUUGGUGCUUUUUAUCGCUAUUUAUUCCUGUUUGGCUACCUCCGCCGGCCUUUUCCACGAGAUACUGGACGAAUCACCGACGACAACCUUCCCUGGUCGCGGAUGUACGUCGGCCUCGCCUGCGCCAAUCCUCGAAAAUGUAGUUACGGUUUCCGGCGCAAGAGGGACGGACAGAGCGCUCGCGAGAGGAAGAGAGAGGUAAAGACACAGCGGGAAGGACAGGGACAGUGUAAAUCGGUGGCAUCGUGAGACAGGGAGGCUGUGAUGAGGGAAGCCGGUUAAAGGACCCUGUGUCGCGCAGGCGCCCGGUAGGAGCACAGGAAAGAUGCUGCCUUCCUCGAGAGCUUUAUUAAGCCCGCUGCUGCUUCUAAUCAUCGCUGGAAGCACCGGUGCCUUCAGCUCCCGACAAGGAGAAUGCACGUUUCCGCCAAAGUGGGAGGGCACCUGGUUUCAAAGUGGGGUCAGACAACCGAUCGUGAUCUCCAGGAAUGAAUUGUCCAGCAAGGGCAGGUGCCUGCACAACGAGGGCGACAAGUUCCUUCUCGUCGACCAAAAAUCCUGCUACCGUUGCGUCGUCAUUCACGAGAAGCACUCGAACGUCCUCCAGUACAAAGAAACAUACUGCCACAGCAGAAACUCCCUGUCAUCGCUGUGCUCGUACAUCACAGGAGAUGCCUUGCUCUAUUCGAUGUUCCGGGAGGAGGCGAUACCCGUGCCCUGCCCUUUCCGUGGACCCAUGACAUUCUCAUACAACCGUGGUCACGGGACCUGCUCUGUGCCAGUCAGCAAUGUCGACACCUGCACCGAUGAUAGCAGGCUGCUGUUCAGAUACCAGGCGUGCCCCGAUAUAUCGGCUUCCGAGAGCGCAGUCGAGGAGUUGGAGUGUCUGGCCACCUGGAAGGAGGGUAGCAGCCGCUACCUGGUCGGCCGUUUGCAUCACGGACACGCGUCCAGUAACGAAGAUCGAUACCGAUGCUUCGUCUACGAGAAGGCCGGGCAGACAGUGCAGAGCAAUCUGCACAGAGCUGCCAUGGGCAUAGGAGCCAUGGAUCACGAUGUCGGUUUGCAGAGUGGACCGGUGCCCGAGGGCGCGGCCGAGAUAUACCGGGUGGCACAGAGCGGAGACGCCACUUGCAACGGAUUGUUCAGCCCGAUGGAAGGGUCUCGGACUAUGACGCUCAUGAAAGUGUCGCCACCUGGCCAGUGCCGAUUCCCCAACUGGUUGACCGGCCAUUCCAGCGGUGGACUGACAUGGCACACCCUCGACCUCACCAGAUCUUACACGUUUCAUCCUCGGAACGCUUCCCUGCACGUGACCAGUUUCAACACCAGUUCCUCGAGAUUCGAAAGCGGUUCUCUGGACGGGCAGUACGUUCCUGGACAAGAGGAUCAAGACGUGAAGAUCCUGUGCAACAGCAUCAAGCAAUCUAGCGUUGCUCAAGCGAUGACGAUGACCACGUUGGUCGCGCAUUUCACCGUUGGCUGCCGGAGCGGUUUCAUGUGCAUGACGUUCUAUCGAAGGGACGGCCACGUGAUAGAGGUGCAGACCGGAAGCGACGUCUCGAGGCCGGAAGAGGCUUGCAGCCCGCCCCAUUUCCAGCAGCUCAACAUACCCUUUCUCACCUUAGUCACGAGCUCCCCGGAGCCGCGUACGUGCCCAUACUUGGGCAAAUUUACGGUGACUGGGGUGAACCGGAACCAGCGGAACAUUCGUGAGAGCCGCAGGAGCCAGCACCAGGAGGGGGCUGUGGUGAGGCGUGACAGGGAGAAAGUUCGACACGCCCAGGAACGUAUCCAGGAAGAUCGGCGGGGCCGGAAGCUCGACUUCGACGUGGAGAAACGCAGGGUGGCCAACAACGAGUACCUCGUCCACGAGCGUAUGGGCAGGCGUGCCAGGUCGAAUCGCAACAACCGAAACCGUAGGGAGCACAGCCUGGAGGAGGCAUCCUCGAAGAGGAGCCUGGACAUCGAGGAUUUGUUGCGAGAUCGUGCGAGAUCGAAAGUGAGGAGGUCGGAGGAGCAGGGCUCGAGGUCGAAGGUCAGAAGGGUGCGCGAGAUCGGAGUGAGGAGGUCGAGGAGAAAGAUGGAGGACUUUGGGUUGGACGCGGAUAACUUCGCGCGAAUCAGGCAGUUCUGGACGACCGAUUUCGACGACAGCGACGGAUCGAGCAUGCUCGAGGUGCAGGAGGAUUAUUUCGGCGAUUACCCGGACACCGCCGAUUUGCCCAAGAAGAGGUCGGGCAGGGGCGAGAAUAUUUUGACGAGGAGAAGGAGGAGGAGGAAGAGGAGGAGGAGAAACGUGGAGGAGCUGGAUUCCGGCAAUGGGUCGUUGGAAAAAAGGGAGAAGAGGGAGGAGGAUGUGUCUAGAUGCAGCUCGGAGGUUACCACCAUCACUAUCGGGUGCUCCACCGCGGAUAGAAUGGAAUUCCAGACGGAUUGCGUCGACGACAAUGCUAUCGCUUACUCCUGCCACGGUAGGUGGUUCGACGCCGAGGGAACCCAAUUCGUGAUCGCUACCCAACUGGCACCUGGAACUGGCUGGUCGAACGAGAACAACAGGCCCCAACCGUACAGGAACAGCCGUAGACUGUGCUUCAUGUACAAAGAGAGCGGCGGUGUUGUCAGUUUGACUGCCAGCGAGGUGGCCUGCCAGAGGGGAAUACCCCCACCCCCGCCAAUGUUGGCCUUCAAUGCUACCAGUACCGGUCAGUGUAUGGAAGAGAACCGGGGCUUCGUACCUACUCGAUCGACGUACCUGAUGAUCGUCACACUGACGGCGAUCGUCGCGAUAUACAGGUGAUUCUAAUCGAACGGACGACGAUCUCGUGACGGUUAACAAAUUCGACGUUUCUAAUCUGCGUUAUUUGGACACCGUGUGGGUGACAAAACGAGGUGGUACACGUGUAUAAAAAAAAAAAUCUAUACAUACAUAUAUAUAUAUUAUACAUACAUGAUCGCCUUCGACGCGAAUCACUGAACGAGAUCGGUCGAGCGUCCGGGCCACAAGCGACUAAAAGAGAGAGAAAAGAAAAAAGAAAAACAAGAAGAACGGAAAAAAGCGAACAAUCGAUACUUUGGCUUCGUACGCUCGUGUCCGUAGCUCUUGCUAGCCUCUCUGAUACGUCGGGAGAAAUUCAUGCUCGCACGACCACCGUGGAAGAAUAUCUUGGAAGAAAAAACGAGAGGAAGAAAAAGAAGACAGACUCUAAGAGGGAUAGAGGGCGCCUGAAUCGAGGAACGAAAAAUAAAGUUGCCUAUAAUAAAGAGACAAGAAGAGGGGCAAACCUCCGAUUCCUUCCGUACGAGUGCUGCUACUCCUCCAGUCUGGCAAGAAAAUCAAGCAGACAGUGGAAGGGUGGAAGGUGGAUCCGAUCAAGAUGAACGGUUUACCGUUUCGAGAGGAAGGAAGGAAGGAAAAAAGGAAGGAAGGAAGGAAGGAAGGAAGGAAGAAGGGAGUAUUAACCCUCGAAGGGAAUUUUUUUUUCCUUCUCUCUCUCAAGAAAGGGAAACCGCUUGUGCGUUCCUUCCAGGACGAUGUGAAAGAAGAGGAGGAUGAUCGUGAAUGAUCGAACGCGAAUUUCCCCUGGCCAGUAGGUUUUUUUACCGAUGUAGCUCGUAGGCACUAGCUAAUUAAAAAAAAAAAAAAUCGGGUAAAGCUGACGAAACAGUAAUUACACAAGUUUUUAUGGUUAGAACCAUAUCACGAGCCGAGAUCACGGCGCGUCGAUCGAUCGGAUUCUUCUUUUGGCGAAACGAAAGUAAUAAAAAAAGAAAAAAAAAAUAAAAAAAAUAAAAAAAAAAGAGGUAAAAUAACGAAGAAAAAGGAUCGAUUUAUCCAAGGGACGGAUGAGGGAGGGAGAGAAAUGCAGCGUCACGUUUUUAGUUAGUAAGACGAUCGACCGGCAGAGGUCGUUAUCUUUUAAGGUAGAGAAUACAUAGAGGAUAGGUUUAAUAUGGCGCAUAUAGGGGGAGGGGGGAGAGGUUACUCGGCAAAUGUUUUCUUUUACAACGUUCUCCUCUUUGCACGAGAAGGAAGUACCUUAAGUGUGCACUGCGCGUGUAUUUUAUAUCGUUGGUGGGAAGAGGAUAUAUGGUGGAAAAUUUUUCGCCCGUUUCUCGCAAGCAUCGAAGACUCGAGGUUAUUCAAUUUUCAAGAAUAAUUUUAAAUUUGGGCCAAAAGUGUCGAAUAACGAUGAUACGACGAGGUUAUGUACGAGAUAGAGAAUUGAAAAUUUUAUGUUAAGUAGAAAUGUAUCUGGGUACUGACAUAAGACGAUUAUUUGUGUUAAGUUUAUAUUCAUUUUUUUCAUGACGAAAGAUAAAUGUUGUAAACCAAUAGUAUUCUGAAAAUUGCUGAAAAUUUAUUGCAAUGUUGAUUAUUGUAACAAAAAGAAAAUAUUAUUGAAAUAGCUGAUACAGCUGUUCAUAUUUAUACAGGAAACAACAAUUCCUUUUUAUCUCGAUUAAUAAUAAUAUAUAUAUCGUUAUGAGAGAAAGUUUCAUAAUUUUAGUCUUGAUUUCGUGAAUUUUUUUCAACGUAAAGAAAACAGUUUUAAAAUUCUCUUUUGCAAAGUAAAAAACGAAUUUUCCAAUAUUUUCAAAUAUGGAUAAUUUUUUUGAAAAUACAACGUUCCAGAGGACAAUGGAUGAUUCUCUGUCUGCCAAACAGGUUUUGCGUCCGGUGGAAAAAGCCUCGGGCAGAAUUCAAUUACCACACGAAAUAUUAGUAGAUCUAUUAAAGGUUGAUUGCACUGUUAGCUGUUAUGUAAUAGCUACAAAGGGCUAUUAGCCGUGUUAUACCUAAAUGUAUACCGUAGCUAUUAUAUAAUAGCUCUAAUAACCACUAGCUAUCUCGAUAACUAACCAAAACAGGAAAAACACGUUUCGAAGCUUCUGAAUUAUUUUCGUUAUUUCUCCGAAAUGAAAAAAAGAUAUUUUAUCAACGAUGUUUCGAGAUUUGGACGAAAAAUUCGAUGAUUUUGAUUCAUUAAUAUUUUUGCCGAGUAAAAGAUUCGUUCUCAAAGUGAAAAAAGAUAUAACAUAAUUUUGAAUUAAUCAGCGAAUGAAACAUUCUGAUAUUCCUAUAAAACAGUGUUUCUCAACUGACGUGUAAUAUCUCGUGUCGUGAAAGUUUUAUUAAAAUUUUAAUUAUUGACGUGGAUAUUAAUUAUAUCAAAAUACUGAUCUUUCAAAAUAUUUUUUCCUUUUCAAUUAAUAAAAAAAAUUCUUUCUUACGCUCAUAUUCGAUGCAAGAAAAAUCAAAGUAUAUUCAUCAUCUCUGAUUUUUAACCAAUUUUAAUACAAGACACAUCGCUAAAAAAAAAACACCGAAAACCUAACCUAACUUUCAAAGAAGUCGCGACUCUCGGGGGUUGAGAACCACUGUACUAAACGAUCCUCAAGGUUGAGAGUGAAACCCGACACCGACAAUGCGGCACAGCCGCAAGUGUCGAAGAGAAAAGAGCGUUAACGAAGUGAAUUCAAACGCGGUACAAUCUGCAGUAGGAUUAACCACGUAUCUGGUGCGCCGAAGAGUUGAACGAGAAGAAUCAGAGUGUAUCGUGAAUUUUUCGUUCUCGUGAAAAAAAUUUUCUUGAAAAAUCGCCACGUGUUACAUCGAAUAAUUCAUUCGACGGGGAUAAUAUAAUAUUAUUUCGUGUUUCCAGUCGCGUAUUAACUCUCGUAGAAUAUAUAUACAAAUAUAUAUAUAUAUAUAUAUUCUACGUGGCUAAACAGAAACGUCGCGCGGCCGGAUGAUAAAUUUAAUACAAAUAUUUCUGGUAUUUCGGGGCCAUCACUAUUUCGACGAUUCAAUUAACUUCCAUCGAGGGGGGAGGGGAGGAAGAGGAGAAGCAACGUGAAACGAUGAAGGCAAUUUCGAAAAGCGGGAGGAGGGAAAGGAGGUGGUUCCAAAUUUAUUUCAUCGCCACUUGCAGAAUAUCAAUGCCGCUUGUUUCAAACAUUUUUAUUCGGGACAUUUUUAAUCGAUUUCUGUACAAAUUCCACGCACUUUUUCUGUACCAUUAACGGGGUAAUCGGAUCACGGGGAUCCGCAGAUAAUAAAAACCUUGUUCGGGGGAUGAAUUACCUUGGACGAGAGUUUCGACUCUCCCAUUUCGAGUUCUUCAAAGGAUUAUUCGAAAGAGGGGGAGGGGGGAAUAUCGAUAUGGACGAACGGCCGAAACGUGUAAAGUGUAAUAUUGUAACUGUGAUGGAUUUAUAUAUUCGGUCCGUUGUAUCCAACAUUUCGAAAUGUUUCUCUCUCCAAAGGGGUUAAGAAUAGAAGAUUCGUGGAUAAUAUUAACGCGAGAGAGUUGCUCGUAAACAAGAGUUGGGAUUAUUUCACAGGAGAUAAAAAUGAUUUUUAGAAAUUUAGCUGCGAAGAAUCGUUUGUUAUAUGCAAGGCUGUGAAUGUACGUGCAAAUUCUCGGUAUCCUUUUUGCAAUUUGUGAAAAUUUAAAUUUAAAUUCGGAUUUAAUUCUUUUUCUUUUUCCUGACCGAACAGAUGACGAGAGAUUUGUUCAAAAAAAAAAAAAACAAAAGAAGAAAUUGGCUCGAUCAUGAUAAAUGAUCUUUUAAAAAUGAAAUUAAUCACGAACUCUGAUUCUUCCUCUUCCUGCAAUCACUUUCAUUUUUCUUUGCCAACGCGUCUAGUCUCGUGGAAAAAUUCCUGAUGGCCAAAAUUCUCGAUUAUAUUGAUUUAUCACCGAGUGAAUAAAAACAGACGAAUCGGCCACUCGUUCGACCCUUAUCCACGGUAAAAAAAAUUUUCAAAAAAAAAAAUAAAUUCUCCAAAUAAUUGGAAAAAUAUUAAAAUAAAAUCGUGCGAUUCGAUCGAAUUGCAAUAAUGAUCACGAUCGAUGGAAUCCACUCGAAGGAAUUUUUCCACGAACCCGUUAGACGUGCACGUUAACGUAAGCAAUAAGCAAUAAUGUGACGCAAACCGUGAGUAGAAACCGUGCGCUAAAAGGGAGAAAAAAAAAAUCGCGACUUUAUAAGCCAGAGAUGUUCCAGUUAUAUCAGUUUGUCCACAAUCUGGGGAUGAGAAGAGUGGAGGAGAGAGGAAGGGAGGAGGAAAGGGGGAGGGUGGAUACGGAUCGAUCGAUCGCGAGUUAGGACGCUACGAUAUUAUUGUAACUAAUAUAGAGUCUAUAUUAUAUUAUUGUACAAGCAUCUUUGUAAUAAUUAACCCGAACCGAGUAACGAGAGGGGAAAUGGAAAGGGGGAGACAGAAGUAACGAGGCACGAAUAAAGGAGUACGCAACAAUGGGGAAAGAUGAAGUGAGAAAAAAAGUUGAAAAAAAAAGAAGAAAGAAAGAAGAGUGAAAUAAGAAGUUAAAAAGUAAGGUGAAUAGAGAGAAAGAGAGAAAGAGUGAGAGAGAGAGAGAUUGUGCGUGUAAAUGAAACAUAAGAAAAGCCAAUCGCUAUUUUACCACUUUUCCAAUCGCGGUAAACGUAGUUUUUACGCUGUUUGAUCUUUCCUUCGUUUAUUUCAUAAUUAUGAAAGAUGAAGAUAGACCUUUGAUCCAUUUGAGAAUUCGUGGCUUGAAAAUUAAAUUGGAAAGACGAACAAUUGGAUAACUGCGAAAAGAUUCUUCGAAAAGAUUGGAACUUGUGAAAAUUAUUGCCCCCUUUAUGUUCGACGAAACAGAAAAAUAAGUCUGAGUUCGAAUCAUAUUGGAGUUGAAUAUAAGUAAAAUUUAGAUCUUUAUCUAGCAUUUAUUACAUUUAUCUUAUUUAAAUCCAUUUCUCUUUUUUUUUCUUUUAUGUUUAGUAAAACAAACUACUAACCCAUAAAUUUGAAUUUUCAUUUUUGAACUCGUCUUCUUUAACUUUUCGAAAAGUCGAAAUACAAAGGAAAUAUGAAUCUGAUCAACUCGUAUCAACUUCGAUACCAUUACACGAUAAAUGCAAAAUUUGUAUAGUUAUCCAACUAUUAAUGUACUAUAAAUCCUCCUUCCUUAUUUCUAUUAACAUUUUUCACGUACUUUUUAAGGAGAGAAAAUGCACUCCUCUAACUCCAAAGAGUUGUCAGAAAAACUCUCUCCGCGAAAAGAGCGGAAAGUAGUGCAAUUAAUGAACCGGUUAUUGGUCCGCCACCCGUUAUUUGUUCGCUACCCACCUCCAUUUGGCUAGAGUAUGAGUUAUGGCGUUACCUAUUUCACCAACUUGCACUUCUUUCCCCCCACACUUUUCGCGAGGAUAAUUUUUCUGGCAACCUAACCUCUAGAAAUAAAAGAGAAAUGUUUCUGGAACAUUUUACGGUCCAAAGGCUCUUUUAGAAAUGAGCAUACGGUGUAUAACGUACGUAAAGAGGAGGGGGAAUAAGAGUCGAGAAAAAUAUCGAAGUGUGGGGAAAAAUGGCCGCGCGACAUGCGGAAAAAUGCGGUGGAUCAAAGGCUCCUUCCUUUCAGAGGCGUUCAUUUAAUCGAGCGAAAGACGCUCUCCUUUUCAAGCUUCUCAGAAACUUGAGAGAGAUCGAUCGACUUUCAUGCGUAUCUUCUCAACCGAGUUGCUUAAAGCGAAUUUACACUUUAACGUGCAUAAUAUAUUUAAUUUACAUUAAACGCUGUUUUCACCGUUUCCGUUUCGUUCAAAAUGGACAAAGCAGAGUCAGUUCUCAUUUUUGUAUAUACGAUGAUUCAUGAUGCAACUAGAAACAAGUGGACAGCGACGGUAACGCUCUCUUCGGUAUCCUAUUACUAUAUUUACCAAUUCUCGAAGAAGGACCUUGAAGCGAAAUUUGACACCGAUUUUUUGUUUCUUACUUACUCGUUUCUUUCCUUUCAGUUGAACAAGCUUAAACUACGACACUAAAGUAUUAUAUUAAUUAUAUUUAGCUUGGAAAUGAUGCAUAUGCGCAAGUGUAAACUCGCCUUUAUUCUGCCAUUUGUACAGAGGAGUUGAGCAAAUUACAACACGAGACGUCUUUUGUUCAUUUUCUUAUUAAUUUUGACUUUUGUUUUACUGUACACUGGACAAGUAGACGGAGAAAACACUUAGAGGUUAGGACUUUUAAACGAUUAGCACCUUAGAUGCCGUACUUGUACCUAAGAAGAUGCAAGCGUAUUUAGCAUAACUUUAAGGUGAAAAAAAAAAACAUAGAGGUUAAGGAUUAAUUCUAGGCUUCAAUAGGGAUAAUAAGGCUCAUUGUGACAGCAAUCAGAGGUGCCCCGCGGUCGAAACAAGCACGUUUUCUUUCGAUCGCACAUCUCGCGUCUGUCGUGCACUUCUUGCGAAUCUUAGUCUCGAAUCCUCGGUUCUGAUUGGAGCGUGAGAGAUGUGAAUCGAUAAGAACUAAAGAAGAGAGAGAAGCAGAGACGUGUGACAGAGAUUUAUAUGAAAAAUUAUUCAAUUGUUGAAAACAGUUGCAUUUUAUUAAUUUUUUUCAUCUAGUUUAUCAAUUGGUGAAAUUAAUAUGUUGGAUAAAAUUUCUUUCUUUUUUUUUUUUUUUUUAAACAAAUCUCUACCCCAUAUCUAUUUGUACACGUGCAAAACCUAUGAUGCAUUAAUCAAACUACUCAAGAAAUUGUGAUGAAGGGAGCACACGUGCGCUACGUAAAAUUCAAAAUCACCAUUUGCAUGAAUCUUGAAAAUUCAACGAACAAAAAUCAAAAUCGUAAUUAUUUUUCAAACUGUCUCGAAUUUUUUAAAAUUUCACCAAUCAAAGUGGCAAUCGAUUUUUCGAAAUCUCUGAAAUUCUGUACGAGUUUAGUCUACUUCCGGCCCACGAAUAUUUGAACAACGGUUAUCAUACUGAAAGUCAAACAUCAUCCACCUGCCGGUGGAAUAUCGGGGACGAUGACAGAGUCUAGUAGUCGUAGGACAGCGGGGAACCAACACCGACCGAUCGAAAUUCUAGAAGUUGGAGCUGCGGGUUACCAACACCCGACCGCAAAUUACCGAUUCAACGACCAAUCCGAUUCGAUGAAUUACGCAAGUUCGGGACGAAACUGUCGAGAACUCGAUAAGAAAGUGGGAAAGUUAAAAGUGUUAUAUCGUGCUUACAAGAUCAAUAUUUGUUAUUGGUCGAAAUUUGGAAUUAUCGUUUUAAUUGCUACUUGGUGAAGUAUUUUAAUUUUUUAAUUAUUUAAUUAUUUAAUUUUAAAUAAGCUCCAAGUUUUUUCAACUUCUUCGAUGGCCCUUUAAUGGCUAUAAACUAAUCUAAGUUUGAGUGACCUAGGUUUUUUAAUCUAACCUAAUUUUCUUUAAAUUCUUCCAUUCCAUAAAGUUAGAUUCUAAUCUAACUUUAAAUAACUUGAUUAAUUGUUUAAUUUAGUUUAAUUUUGUUUGUUUUUUUUUUCAAUAUUCUUGAAAAGCAUCAAUAACAUUUACAAAAUACAUCAAAUUAAAUUCUCCAAACAAAUUUUUACGAGUAAACAUACGAGUAUUCAUAGAAAUUUAUGCAAUCCUGUAAUAUUCACUCUAUUCACUGUCGAAAAACAAUUCUUGAAUGCAAUAUUCGUAGAGUAAAGCUUUAGAAAAAAAAUAAAUUUAUAACAAAACUUUCGAGAUUAAUGCAAUAUCCAUUACACCUAAAAUAAUUCUUAAGAACAAUUUUAAAACUCUAAGAAAUUUGCUUUCGACUACAUAAUAUCCACUACAUACGAUAAAAUAAUUUCCAAAACUAAUUUUUGAAAAUUUUCAUUCUCAAUGCAGUACUCACUAACAAAGAUAACUUAUACUCUCAAAUCUUAUGUAUCGACUUAUAAAGUUUUACAUUUUAUACAAAAGUUCACAGAAUGCUUUAACUCGUCCAAAAACUUCAUCUUAUCGUGUACAGAAAUAUUCUCUUAUUUUCAAUUUAUUCUAACCUAUAAAUUCUCGCCUGCAAAAGUUCACAAAUUGCUUUAAAUUACUCACAGAGUUCGCCCUAUCAUGACGUGUAUAUAAACACCGGGUGUGAUUAUUAUUUUCGAUUUGCUCGACACCUAACCUACAAAUUUUCACGCAGAGUUUCGAACCAGUCCAAAAUCUGGAUCCUAUCGUGUGUCCUCCAGAUACCAAGUGUUUUAUUAUUUUCGAUUUGCCCGGCACAAACAACGGCCAGGGAUUUGAUAAUUAUCAGAGCAUCCCCAAACAUCGUUACUGACCGACCGCCUAGAUUCGCGCCACCCGUUCUCUCGUCAAACAUUAUGCGCUCCGCUUAAUGAGAUUGAUGCAAUCGGCCGGCGCAUUUAAUCCAGUUAAUUUACAUUGGGUCCUAAUAUCGCACGCGAAUAUUCCGCUAAUGCAGUCGGUAAUGAGAAACAGAAAAUUGCUUGUACAAACCGGUCUCCUCCCCCUCCACGGGUCUCCUUCCCCCUCUCCUUCUCCCUUCUCCUUCCCUCUCUUCCCCCUCCCCUCCUUCCUUCAUAGCGAUGAACGCGUGCGAGACGCGUGCCCGGCUUUCGACCCCGAUUUCAACUUGACGCGUUUCCUCCGUGUUUUCGAUUUGCCAGGAGAAUAAUAAUAAUUGUCUAUGCGUGUAUACACGUGUAUCGAUGGAAUUUUCAAUGGAUUUCCUUGUGAAUUGAAAAAUUUUCCGAAUUCUUGAAAAUAUUCUUCGACAGUUUUCGUAUUCAGCAUUGCAAAUAAAAUUAGAUAUAUAAACGUGCGAAAAUUCUCGAUCGAACGCACCUAUUUAAUUAUUCGAUUAUUCUCACGACUUUAAUCACCCGUUUACAUUAUGCUUAAUAGAAACGGUAUACGUGAUAUGAUUCUUCUAUUAAAAAUCAAGUUUCAAAGUGUCCCACUAUCCACGAGAACGCUUUUUUAAUCGCUUAAGAGAAAAGGGGGGGAUGGGGAGAGAGGAAGGUGAGAGAAAUUAAAUUAGCCAGUCAAAAAGAGAAGAAAAGGAAACGGAAAAGGGAUGAAAGAGGCAAAAGCAAGGGAUAAAGAUGAGCUGGUUGUCGAGGGGAAAGCAACGUCAGAAACGGGACACGUUUAUGGGUUGGAUGGCGGUUAACGAUUUUAUGGAGACCCAUCUAAUGAGAUUAUCGGAUUACUUCCGCGUCGGUACGGGUGCUCCAUCGCAGUUUAUUAUUCCCACACAGUAGAUUAUGCGCUCAUUCUUGAAUCUUCUUCGCCCUGUAAAUCUCGACUGGGUGUCUUUCAGGAAUACAGGCACGUUUUCACGCAUUUGCAAACUCGAAAAUUAGCACUGGCUUCGUUUUGAAUUAUAAUUCUGUGAAAACUUAAUUGCAUCGAUGGUUAAAUUUCGUUUAUUAGAAAUAUUUUUUUUGUUUUUUCUUAAAGUAACUUUUAAGAAUAGAAUAUAAAUCUUUUAUGUAUUAUUUAAAGGAUUGUACCACUAGACAAAAGUAUAUUUGAAAUAUUAUUUUAUCAUUUCGUAAUUAGUUAACAAAAUUAUUAUCACCAAUUGUACCGUUUCUGACUAUUCAAAGUAGAAAAAAGAAAGAAAAAAUUAAUUUUACAAAAAUCUCUCUCACAUCCUAAAUUUGAAAAAAAAACCUCUUCCCAAUAUUAAAAGAGUAAUCAUAAAAUUCCAACUUGUUCGUUCCACCAUUCUUCAUCUCCCCUAAAUUAUCAAUCCACGAACAGAAAAAAUUCUUCCUAUUCACCAUCCUUCAAUUUAUCCCCUUGUUGUCAAACCAAUAGUCAGCUCUUAAUGACUGCACGUGACACGUUCGAAAUCGCACGGCUCAAAGAUUAAAAAGAUGGCGCGCCAUAUGGGUACACGUUGCGCCAUCUCCGCUCCAAGCUUCUCUCUCUCUCUUGCUCCAACGGAGCCGAGGGACAGUUUUCAAUCAAGGGACAAUCAUCCCUCGACGAGCAAUCGAACCUUUUUAUCGAAUCAUUGCGGCCAGUAGUCGUUUCCAUCCCACGGAACGAAACGUCACCGGCCGAUCAUCGAGCAACGACGAAGAAAUACUUUUUCGCGGCGAGGGUACAUAUGGAGCAAUAUAAGAAUGAGUGAGAGACGCUACUAGAGUAUUUGCGUGGAAGGGGGACAGCGCGUGUGAAGAUAGAAAGCGUGUUCAGAGCGUGUGUAUGUGAGAGAGAAAGUCGAGUUUAAUAAUAAAGGACAAAGUCCGGAGGGAUACAUAGCCGGACGAAGGAGGCAAUAUUUUAUAAUACGAACAAAGAGCACUACGGCGACUGGAAGAAUCUCCAAUAAUUUGUUACUUUAAUUUUCAAUAAAUAAUUAUUAUCGGUGUUACAACAAAUCAUCGGCGUUAAAUCUAUCCUUUGAUCUCCUUGUGAACGUGUGUGAUCAAUGCGGUUGUCAUUCGUUAGAGAUUUCAGGUUAGGUUGUUGCACGUGAAAUGAAUGAGUUUACGAAUAGGUGUAAUUAUUUGGAAUUCGGUGAUUAAAACAUUAUUGACACAUUAGAACUACGGAUUUGUAAUUAUAAUGUAUCUAUUAUUUAUUUUAAACGAUUAGAAUUGAUUCUUUGGGUAUAGAGAGUUCUAAUUUGGAAAAAUUGAAAUAAUCAGAAAUUCACGAGUUGUCAGUUGGAAUUCUUAAUUAAGUAUCUAAUUUGGUAUUUUGUUUUGCUCAUUUUGUAUCACUUUACGUGUUUAACAAAAUAAUUUUAUUUUUAUGUAUUUUAUUAAAAUAAAAUUCUAUACAACGUGACUCUUUUUACUACAUAAAACUAUUUGUGCCACAAAGAAUUAAGAUAAUUAAAUAUAAUAAUAUUUCUAAUGCUGAAUAAAAAUCAAUAUCGAUGAUAUCAAAUGCAUUUAUACAUUUUUAAGUAAUUUCAAAAUCAAAAAAUUUGAAACCCAUCAUUUUUUUGAUCAGUUUAAUAGUUCUAAUGUUAAGGUUUGAAACUCAAUUGAAUAUUUUGUCAAUCGUAUUAUUAGUGGACUGUAGAUUAAUUUUAUUUCUUAAAUACAGUACAUAUUUAUGUUAUGGUUUGAAAUAUGUAUUUUAUAUCUUUUUUCACGUAACAUGCAUUUUGUAGAUUUUUAUGUAUUAAAAUUUUGCAUAAAUACAUAAAUAUUUAUAGUCUAUUUAUUAUAAACAAAAGUUUAAGUUAAGCUUUCUGAAAUCAAAUAUUUAAAAAAAUUUUUACCAAUCAGUUAUAAUAGAAAUACAAUAAUAUCUCUAUAAGUAACAAUUUAUUAUAUUCACUCAACAGAUCUUGGAAUUUAAUCAUAUCAAUUUUGAUUUUUCUUUUAUAAAAAAAAAAUAUUCAUCACAUUGCAUAAUAAAUUUUGCAAAUGGCUUGAAAUUUGAAAAUAAAACCUCCAAUUACAAUCUUAUAUAUAUCGUUUCUAUGCAUAACUGAUAAAAACUGAUUCCAUAUCACUUAUAAAAGCACCUACUUAUUACUUGAUAAAUAAUUAAAAAUCUCAAGAAAAAAAUCAGAAUUUUAAAAUUUCAAAAAUUUCAUCUGCAACAACCUAAUACGAUUCUCUGUUCUUCGUCGAAAGGGUACAUACCCUCGUGCGAAGAAGUCCCAAUCGAGCGUAAUUAGGGCCCACGCAUUGGACCCAUUACUUUGUAUGUUUGCGCACACUUUAGAAUACGCAUGUAUAUAGAUAUAUAUAUAUAUAUAUAUAUAUUAUCCUAUACCGUAUAUGUAAUAAUUCUUGGUCUCGUGGGAAGUGCCAGAUGCGCGACGCGUUGCGUAUUUAGCAAACGAUGAAACCGCGGGGCAAUGGUGAAAGAGAGAGAAAGAAAGAAAGAAAGAAAAUCUCGAUUCGAUUUUUAAAAUUAAAGGAUCGAUUCUUGCUCGAUGACUCAGGGGACGGUAGGUGCAUUCGUCGAACAUUUUCAAAUUUAUCAUGGUAUUUUCAUUGAAGUUUUGUUUAUUUGCUCGUUUGCUCGGCUAAUUAAUAUACAUAAGAGGAGCACGUUAGAUUAAUUUGCAGUAAACAAUGAAGAAUGACCGAUAUGGAUUGAACCGAAAGCGUAAAAAUUAAUCGCAUUAUUUCUCUUGCAUAAUUGGAUAAAUCUACGUAGUACAUAAUGGAACUUUACAAAACUUGUAAAUUAUAUAUAAGUAAUUUGAUUAUUUUUGUUACGUUAUUUAAAUUUUAAAAUUGUAACAAUUUUAAAACAAAAAUCCAUAAUUUAUUAAUUACAAUUUAUAACAUUGUCGAUAACAUUGUUAGUUUGUUAAAUUGUUGUGCAAAAGACGUUGAGCAAACUAUUAUUCGAAUUGAAAGAGAAAGACUAAUUAAAGAAUUAAUUGUCAAAAUAAUUUCGAAAUAUAAUGUGCAAAUAUUUUCAUUCAGAAGCCAAAUUGUUAUUUUUAUCAUAGACAAAUAAUUAAAAUUAAUAAUAUAAAUAAUUAGGUACUAUAAUUAUGUUUCUAUAUGAAUAAAAAUAUAAAUUUUUAAAUUAAAUUUUUACCAAAUUUUCAUCAAUUACCUAAAAUCUUACCAUCUUCUUAGUAAUUGUAAAAACUGAAAGCAAUCAGUAUCGUAUUUGAUUUAAUUUCUGAAAAAUUUCUUAAUUUAAUACCAAAAUAUGGAAUUACUAUUUCAAAAGCCAAAUGAUCAAUUUGGCUUCCAAGUGACAUUUAUAAUUCUAGCGUUAAAUUUCGAAACCUUGACACACAUAACUCUAACAAUCUAAUUAGUCCCUAGAUGACUAAUUGAAAGAGAAAAAAAAAAAAAAAGAGAGAAAGAAUUUACAAAGCAAAGAAGCUGUGACUUCACUUUCGCGAAGUAUGAUUCAUGAACCGUUCGUUUCUAUGCAUCAGGUCACGGUCAGUAGUCAAUGAAAAAAAUGGCUGCUCCUUAUUUAGCAGGGCAAACGAUCGAGGACAUUCCUGUCAGCGGUUUUGCCCCGCAGCCUGGCCAAGAACCAUUUUUCCAACGUAAAAAUAGCAUUCUAAGAGAAAAAUGUAUACCACCGAUGGAACGGUUAAUAGAAUGUCGAUUCUCUAUGUGACACGUGUCGGAUGUGAUCGGGGAUAAAAGCCAGGGAACGAACGCAGUCGAUAAAGCGACAGCCGGUUCACCUGUAUGACCGACAUUUCUGUUUAUUUGUUUAGUACUAUUUUCUCGUGUACGUGAAAAAUGGAAAUGUGCAAGUCCAGUGGAAGUCCAUUUAUGUAAAGCAGUUUGGGGAUGAUUAUUUCGUAAUAUGAUAGACGUCUAAUUUUUCUCGUUAUUUGUGAUUUUUUUACGAUUUUUCGUUCGAAUAAUCGGAACUGAGUUAGAUUAGGUUCUUUGAUCUGUGAUUCUUCAUUCAAAUGAUUGAAGGUAAAUUAAAUUAUAAUAUUUUAUUAAAAUAAAAUAUAUUUAUAUUUUGAUUAAUUGAGAAUUCAAUAGUUCAAUUUCACGAAAUUUAACAGAAUAAAAAAAAUGUUAAAAAAUAAAAUUGUUGAAUAUAAAAAAGAAUCUAAUCCAAUUUACAUGAACAUCUAAUCAAUCAAAAAUCUAAUUCAAUUUUUCAACUCAAAAAUUCAACUCAAAAAAAUAUAAGAAUAUAUUAAUAAUAAGUAAAUAAAUAUUAGAUCUAAACAAUAAAAAAUAUUUGUAUAAUAAAUUUACGUAUAUUCAAAUUUACAAAGACAUGUUUUAAAUUUAGCAAAGUCAAUAUAUUAUUUUUGAAUCAAUGGAAAUUCUUAAAUAUCUCAACAUAAGAAGAAAUAGUUCGUAUAAUUGGAGUGACAAUCGAUGAUAGUCGGAUAAUAAGAGCUCAGCCAGAAUCAAUUUAAUCAUCAGGCAUUAAUGAAAAUUGCGUUCUAAUAAAUUGACUUCUACUGUAUUGCCAACUCACGCACAUUGGAUACGAGACAAAGCAUUACGUAAAUUCACAUUCGAUUAUCUGUUCUUUUCGUAAUCACGUUAAUAUUGGUAUUCCAAUGUUAUUUCAAUGAAUUUGCGAAAUCACGAAUAAACUUAGCUCGAAUAUAUCUAAUACGAAUAUCAUACAGUGUAAAUAAAUGAGUAUUAUUGCGCCAAUUUAAUUAACGAAAUUUAUAGUUUAUACAAAAUCGUUUGACGAAUCAAAAAUGCAAUUAAAAUUGUCGAAAAUUUUCAAAAUUUUUUUUAGUAGAAACAAAUCGUGCAAUUGCUGCAAAAAUAAAAUUUGCAAUUAUCAAAUUAUCGAUAACCUCAAAAUUUAAUAAAUUUGCAUUUAUUGAUUCGAAUUUCUCAAAUCAAUAAUUACACUUAUUCAUUUAUUGAUAAUUUUCAGAUUUGUAUUUAUAAAAUUAUUGAUACAAAAAAAAUUAUUUUUAUUUAUAUAUUUUUAAACUGUGAAACUCAUUAUUUAAAAAAUUUUGAAAUAAUUUUAUCAUUAAUUAUUUAACGUGUGGCAUUCCUUCUCAAUCACUUUUCGCCUUAACGAUAUCUUAACGAUAUUAUCAACGAAUACCGACAGAAUACCGAUAUUAUCGACGUUCAUAAAUGACUUUAUCGAUAAGCAUACCUCUACUUAAGAAGUAUUCGCAUAGAAUUUUCAUACUCGUCACCCAAUUUCGUCACUUAAAAUGUCGAACAUAAUUCGAUAUAAACCAUCAAUCAUUAGUUGGACAAAGUUUAAUCGCGUCGAACGAUUCAAUUUGACGAGUGAAGCGUAGAAUAGACGGCCGAUCGAAAUCUAGUUUCGACCUCACUCCACGAUAGCGACUUUCCAAUGCAGUGCGCGUGCAAAUUGUGCAAUCACGUUGAAUCAACGUAGCGACACGAAUAUCCGCCAUAAUCGAGAGUUAAAGAUCAUCGCAUGAUCGUGCCUCCUCUCGAUUUAAUUUCUCGAGCCACAUACAUGACGGAGAGUAUAAAAAAGGAAAGUGGACAAACGAGAAAUCGAAGUUCGUGAUUAUCGAAAUUUUCGAAAGUUACUCUUGCAAAUUAUUUUUCACUAACUGCGUUAAUAAUGAUAGUUUUUAGAGCUACAAAUUUAGAAAUUUUCAAACACUAAAAAUAAUUUUCAAAAAUUUUACUCUCGAACGAAUUUACACCCUUUAAUUUUCGAGAAUUAUUUGUUACUGCUAUUUUUCGUUAAUAGACAUCGAGAAUGAGAGUGAUUCCAUUAAAAAAUACCCUCUAGAGUGAGUCAAAACUAAUUAAUUUUCAAAUAAAUUUAAGAAAAAAUACUCUUAAGAGAUUUUACUCGAUUAAUAGACUCGAGUCUUUAACGAGAAAUAGCUUCGAUGAUUUUAUUGUCUAAAUGGCAAAACUAUUUUCAAAGAUUAAUUUGAGAAUAAAAUUCUCUACAAUUGUUUGCUAUAUUUCGUUAGUACAGAUUGAAUUAAGAAAUUAAUUGUUCAAAAGUAAUUUAAAAAACAUAAGUCCAUUUAAAAAACUCUCAAGAAUUGCUUGCUACUUUUAUCUUUUGCUAAUAAAAACUUUUUGCAAAGAAAAGAAAAAAAGUUAUUUCGCUAAUCAUUUCAUUUCUCUAAUUAUGCAAAACUAUUUUCAUAAUAAUAAAUACAAAUAAUGCUCCGAUCGUCCCCACGAAGAAGAGAAAGAACGCUAGGUUAAACGAAAUAACCGAUAAGAAGUAAUAUAAAAAGCGUGGAAAAGAAGGAAAGAAACGGAGUUACUGUAAUCUCUGUCGGAUGAAUGACAUGAAAAGCAAUACUGCGUGAACGAGGCAUGCGUGCGAGGAGCGAGUUUGCUGAGCGAGCGUGAGCGAGACAGAUCGACUAUAACGAAUGUCACCGAGUGCGAGAGAAAAGGAGAGAAAGAGGGACGCUCGGCGAAUGAACAUACGUGUGUGUAAGCUACCUGUGCCUUGUAAAAAAAAAAACUAUGUAUGUAUAUACGUACCGUAUACACACUGGUCACACCGGAGAGAAGAGGAAGAAAAGAAGUACAUUAUUACACACCACACACAUGUAACACGUAAACUCUCACGGUAAUCUAUAUAUUUAAAAGAAAAAAAAAAAAAGGGAAAAAAAAAAAAGAAAACACAAUCGUUGCCGUCUCUUCUGGAAACAGCGGAAGCGGCGAGAGAAUAGAGAACGCCCCUUCUCUGAAAUUUCGAAAUGUCGCGCGCUUUUAACGAUCGAACAUAUGCGGAAGAGGUGACGAGAGAGAAAAAAAAAAAAAAGUAAGAAAUAAGAAAAAAAAGCAGAAAAAAGACUCGGUGAGAUAACGUUGUUGAAUCGAAUGAGGACACACGGGGGAAAAAAAUAAAUAAAUAAAUAAAAACGAAUGAAAAUAGCAAUAAUCGAAUCUCAGACUGAAUUAUUAAGUGGAAAAAAAAAGAGAGAGGAAAAAAGAAAAAAAAAGACGAAAAUGGGAAAGAUUUGAAUAUUACACCGCAAUCUUUGUUGUCGCGGCGGCGACGCGCGAGCGUGUUAAUUAUUAUAAAUACUGUUACAGUGUCUUGCUAUAUUGGGGAGAUUAAAAUAAAAUCUCGAAGCUCGAA